Molecule: messenger RNA, 1139 nt
Organism: Podarcis raffonei (Aeolian wall lizard)
Lineage: Eukaryota; Metazoa; Chordata; Lepidosauria; Squamata; Lacertidae
Gene: CD320
Product: CD320 molecule
Exons: 5
Coding region: 99-773 (224 amino acids)
Cellular component (GO): plasma membrane
Molecular function (GO): protein binding
Source: RefSeq, a predicted model, not a curated record
AAGGCGGGGCGAGCUGACCCGCCUGGGUGACGUCACUCCCCACGCGGUAUUUCUCUCCCCCGGCGGACUCCAAUGCAGGCGCAGAGGACACUCUCGGCAUGGAGCGGGCGCUGCUCUUCUCGCUGCUCCUAACAGCCGCCGCUAUAGACGCAGAACGUUUCCUUUGCACCCUCGGGAGUUUCCGGUGCGAGGACGGCGGGCAGGUUCCGCUGUGCCAGCGGUGUGACGAGAAGCGGGACUGCAGCGAUGGCAGCGACGAGAGGGGCUGUCGAGCCGCCAACGUCUUGUGCGGACCCCGCGGGAGGCGAUGCGGCAGCGACGGCCCUUGCCUGCCCUUGGAGAGGAUCUGUGACGGCCACGGCGAUUGCCCAGACAAUUCCGAUGAGUCCUUAGACGCCUGCGGGCAUCGGGUAGACACGACUUCGCCAGCCUGUCCGAAGGACGAGUUUCAGUGCGAACCGGGGGCAGAGUGCUUCCCCCUGGCGUUUGUGUGCGACGGCCAUUCUGAUUGUCCAGAUGAGAGGGAUGAACAAGGCUGCCUUCUAGACUUCCCAACGGUUUCGGUAACGCCACCAGCCACUCAGACAGAUGGCGUGCCUAUCCCUGGAAAUGCGAUGCCUGCGGAUUUGGUGGUUCUUUCCAUCAUCGCGUUCCUGGCUGUCGUGGUGGCUGCCGUUUUUGCCUCCGCCUGGAGCCGUGCGAAAGCGAGACAUCUGGCAAGCUUUAAGUGGGAUCACGGUUCAGAGCAGCUGAUCGCAAAACAGCAGCCUUGAGAGACUCCUUCCUUCGAGAGCUGGCCUGCCUUCAGAAGCGUGGCGUCUGAUUCAACACAUCCUCUGAGAAGAACGGUCAGCCUUUUAGUCCCUGCCGGGCUCACUUGCUGCUCACCUUUCAACAGGUGCCUUCAGUCGAGAACUUCAGGUGCACAUCCGAGUUAGAAGGUCAAUCGCUUUCUCAAGGGAGACCUCCCUGUCGCUGGUCCUCGUCAUCUCAAAACGUAUUUAUUUCUGCCCUCUGGCUCCUUGAUCUUCCAUGGCAAAGAGCUGCUGAGUUUAGCCACUGCAGCUAUGAACAGAGGCUCAAAAGGGUACUGGAAAAUGUGGGGCGUGCGUUAAUAAAAACAGCAUUAUUAUCCAGUA